GGGAGCUUGCACAGCGAUGCCGGGGGGCGCCCCGAGUUAGGGGCCCCCCGAGGACUUGAGCCCCCCAAGUCACCGGCCGGUCCGGACCCCCCUCGCCAUGCAGAAGAGCGUGCGCUACAACGAGGGGCACGCCCUGUACCUGGCCUUCCUGGCCCGCAAGGAGGGCACGAAGCGCGGCUUCCUGAGCAAGAAGGCGGCCGAGGCGAGCCGCUGGCAUGAGAAGUGGUUCGCCCUCUACCAGAAUGUGCUCUUCUACUUCGAGGGCGAGCAGAGCGGCCGGCCCGCCGGCAUGUACCUGCUGGAGGGCUGCAGCUGCGAGCGGGCGCCCGCCCCGCCCAAGGCGGCGUCUGGGGCCGCUGCUGGCAAGGACGCCCUGGACAAGCAGUAUUACUUCACUGUUCUCUUUGGCCAUGAAGGUCAGAAGCCACUAGAGCUCCGAUGUGAAGAGGAACAUGAGGGUAAGGAGUGGAUGGAUGCCAUUCAUCAAGCCAGUUAUUCAGACAUUCUGAUUGAGAGAGAAGUGUUAAUGCAGAAGUACAUCCAUCUAGUUCAGAUCGUAGAGACAGAAAAAAUUGCAGCUAACCAACUCCGACAUCAGCUUGAGGAUCAAGACACUGAAAUUGAAAGGCUUAAAUCAGAGAUUAUUGCUCUUAAUAAAACCAAGGAACGAAUGCGACCAUAUCACGGCAACCAGGAAGAUGAAGAUCCGGACAUCAAAAAGAUUAAAAAGGUUCAGAGUUUCAUGCGAGGAUGGUUAUGUAGAAGAAAAUGGAAAACCAUUGUUCAGGAUUAUAUCUGUUCUCCCCAUGCUGAAAGUAUGAGAAAGAGAAACCAGAUUGUUUUCAACAUGGUUGAGGCUGAGUCAGAGUAUGUGCAUCAGUUGUAUGUUCUUGUUAACUGUUUCCUUCGCCCUUUAAGAAUGGCUGCAAGCUCAAAGAAACCUCCAAUUACCCAUGAUGAUGUCAGCAGCAUUUUCCUCAAUAGUGAAACAAUCAUGUUCCUCCAUGAAAUAUUUCAUCAAGGACUAAAGGCAAGGAUUGCUAAUUGGCCUACUUUAAUUUUAGCUGACCUAUUUGAUAUUCUACUACCAAUGCUUAAUAUUUAUCAAGAAUUUGUCCGCAAUCAUCAGUACAGUCUUCAAGUGCUAGCCAAUUGUAAGCAAAACAGAGAUUUUGACAAACUCUUGAAACAGUAUGAGGCCAACCCUGCCUGUGAAGGGAGAAUGCUAGAAACUUUUCUGACCUAUCCCAUGUUUCAGAUACCUCGGUAUAUUAUAACACUCCAUGAACUUCUUGCUCAUACCCCUCACGAACACGUGGAAAGGAAGAGUCUGGAAUUUGCAAAAUCAAAACUAGAAGAACUCUCAAGGAUAAUGCAUGAUGAAGUGAGUGAUACUGAGAACAUACGGAAAAACCUUGCCAUAGAAAGAAUGAUAGUGGAAGGCUGUGAUAUAUUGUUAGAUACCAGCCAGACUUUUAUUCGACAAGGUUCUCUCAUUCAAGUCCCUUCAGUUGAGAGGGGGAAGCUCAGUAAAGUUCGUCUGGGCUCAUUGUCUUUGAAAAAAGAAGGAGAAAGACAAUGCUUCUUAUUUACAAAACACUUUUUAAUUUGUACAAGAAGUUCAGGAGGAAAACUGCACCUGCUGAAGACAGGUGGUGUUCUCUCUCUCAUAGAAUGCACCUUGAUUGAGGAGCCAGAUGCAAGUGAAGAUGAUUCAAAAGGUUCUGGGCAAGUGUUUGGACACCUGGAUUUUAAGAUUGUAGUGGAACCUCCGGAUUCUGCUCCUUUCACAGUUGUCUUGUUAGCGCCUUCUCGCCAAGAAAAAGCUGCCUGGACAAGUGACAUAAGUCAGUGUGUCGACAACAUUCGGUGCAAUGGCUUAAUGACAAUAGUAUUUGAAGAAAAUUCCAAAGUGACUGUGCCACAUAUGAUUAAGUCUGAUGCCCGUCUUCACAGAGACGAUAAAGAUAUCUGCUUUAGCAAAACAUUAAACUCCUGCAAAGUGCCCCAGAUUCGCUACGCCAGUGUGGAAAGACUCUUGGAGAGGUUGACAGACUUGCGUUUUCUCAGUAUUGACUUUCUCAACACUUUUCUGCAUACUUACCGUAUCUUCACCACAGCAGCGGUGGUCCUGGAAAAGCUGUCUGACAUAUACAAGAGACCUUUCACAUCUAUCCCUGUCAGGUCUUUGGAAUUGUUCUUUGCUACCAGUCAGAACAAUCGAGGUGAACACUUGGCAGAUGGGAAGUCACCACAUCUGUGUCGAAAAUUCUCUUCUCCACCCCCAUUAGCUGUAUCCAGAACUUCUUCCCCUGUCAGAGCCAGAAAGCUGUCGUUGACUUCCCCCCUGAACUCAAAAAUUGGAGCCCUAGACCUCUCUGCUUCUUCCACCACCAGCAGCCCAACCUCAACUUAUAGCCCUGCUACAUCCCCACCACCCCACACUGGUAAAGUACCAUUGGAUCUUAGCAGAGGCCCUUCUUCUCCAGAACAAAGCCCCGGAUCUCUAGAAGAGAAUUUAGAUAACCCCCGCAUGGAUCUGUGUAACAAGCUAAGACGAAAUAUUCGAAGAGCAGCAGUUCUUGAAACUGUGUCUGGGGAUCGAACAAUGUCUGAAAGUACUCCAGCUGUGGACAUCGCUGAACUUUCACCGUGCCGAUCACCUUCGACUCCUCGACAUUUACGGUAUCGUCCACCUGGAGGACAGACAGCUGAUAAUACCCACUGCUCUGUUUCCCCUGCCUCUGCUUUCGCUAUAGCUACAGCUGCUGCGGGACAUGGGAGUCCACCAGGAUUUAACAACAGUGAGAGAACCUGCGACAAAGAGUUCAUAAUACGCAGAACAGCCACCAACCGAGUACUGAAUGUCCUCCGUCACUGGGUCUCAAAGCACUCACAGGAUUUUGAACUCAACAAUGAACUAAAGAUGAAUGUCCUAAAUUUGCUGGAGGAAGUCUUGAGAGACCCAGACCUUCUACCCCAAGAAAGGAAAGCCACGGCUAAUAUACUGAGGGCCCUCUCUCAAGACGAUCAGGAUGACACUCACCUCAAAAUGGAGGAUAUUAUCCAAAUACCUGACUGUCCUAAAGCAGAAUGCUUUGAAACCCUGUCAGCCAUGGAACUUGCUGAACAGAUCACACUGUUAGACCACAUAGUGUUCAGGAGCAUCCCCUAUGAAGAAUUUCUUGGGCAGGGUUGGAUGAAAUUGGAUAAAAAUGAAAGAACACCCUACAUUAUGAAAACCAGCCAGCACUUUAAUGAUAUGAGUAACCUUGUGGCCUCCCAGAUAAUGAAUUAUGCUGAUGUCAGCUCCCGGGCCAAUUCCAUUGAGAAAUGGGUCGCUGUUGCAGAUAUUUGUCGAUGCAUGCACAACUACAAUGGAGUGUUGGAAAUCACCUCAGCCUUAAAUAGAAGUGCAAUCUACAGGCUGAAGAAAACUUGGGCCAAAGUCUCUAAACAGACAAAAGCUCUUAUGGACAAACUUCAGAAGAUUGUGUCUUCAGAAGGAAGAUUUAAAAAUCUCAGAGAAACACUCAAAAACAAUUGUAACCCCCCUGCAGUCCCUUAUCUUGGAAUGUACCUAACUGAUCUGGCUUUUAUUGAAGAAGGAACACCAAACUUUACUGAGGAAGGCCUUGUCAAUUUUUCAAAAAUGAGAAUGAUAUCACACAUUAUCAGGGAGAUACGCCAAUUCCAGCAGACUUCCUACAGGAUAGACCACCAGCCAAAGGUCACUCAGUACUUGCUGGACAAAACUCUCAUCAUAGAUGAGGAUACGCUGUAUGAGCUGUCACUAAAGAUUGAACCUCGACUUCCUGCCUGAAGAGCCCGCUUUGCCCCUGAAUCUAUGGAAAGUGUCCACAUGAAGAGACCGAACUGUGCCUGCCACACCUGCACAAUGGGUGGGGAAGGGAUGGGAUUUCAAGCUCCAUUCUCCUCUGACAAAAACUGAGGCUUCCAGAAAUUCUGUCUCAAGCCAGGAGAACAGAGCUGUUUAGGGUACAAGGCCGAUGCUUCAGACUCGGGCAGGAGGCUGGCAAAGUUGUCACUUUGCAAAGCUAGAGCAGUAUUUGCCUCUUUUUAAAGGAAGGCCGGAGUAGAGAAAGAAGGCCUUCGUCACACUGAGUGGCGGUUGCUAAUUUCGUGGGGAUAGCCAAGGAGGUAAAUCUGACUGUACCAUGUUCCAUUAAGAGCAUGUGAGCAGAGAAAGAGAGAGAAAGAGAGAGAGAGAUGAUGAUGGUGAUAAUGAUGUUUCUCUGGCAUGUUACUUAACAGGAAACAUCUACCAAUCCAACUUUAGGAUAUAUAUGCUUUCAUUACAUUCAGUUUCAAAUCAGUAAGAGCUUCACAGCAAAAUGUAGUCACCUUGGGUAUGAGCUGCCCAGCCCCUAAACUGUUUCUGCUUCAUAGCAUGUGCAUUGUUUCAAAUGUAUGGAUCAAUAUGUAUCUUUAAGUAAUCUAAUGUUCUGAAUUCAUCUUUUCAGUCUUUGGGCAGCUAUACAAGAUGACAAAGGUGGGGGUGGGGAGCACAGGGGACAAAAGUGAAAUAAACUUGACUUUAUAGAUAAGUUUCCCUUAGACCCAGAGAGCUGCUCACUAGAAGCGGAAGUCCAGUGCAUUUCUUUAGCAUCCACUCUCUCUUUGUGGAGUGGUCAGGUCCCAGGUAGAUAAAAGUAGGGACUAUCCUGAGUCCCAGGCAUCUGCUUGACUUCUCUGGGAUCAGGGGCUCUGGCUGCUGGCUGAUUUUACUGUCAGUUCAGACCCCUGCCCUUGACUACUGUCACCCUGAGAUCUCUUCCUUUCCUCCUUUGCCCCAUAACCCCACUAGGGGAGCUGCUAAUCAAGCCUAAAAGGCAAUAAGUUCCUACAAUGAAGACUGCAGGAAUGGUAUGUUAAAACUUUUUAAUGCAAAUAUUUGCUUUAAACAACACAUCUUUGCUCAAUAUCAACUCUGCUUGUUUUCUGUAUUUCUACCCUGGUAAUUUCCUGGGGUUAAUGUUGGGAUUCUGUUCUGGUAGGGACACUGUUUGUGGAUCCAAGAUUAUGAUAUAUGACCAGAAAAGGUCUUGUGAGUAAUAUUUUUAAAGCCCUGUGUUACCGCAUGAUGGCAGGUCGAAUCCCCUCUGGGCAUGCAACACUUCUAGUCCUCCAGUAUUUGGCCUAUAGUAGCUGCAGGGGAAUUUAGGGUAACAGGCCCCACCAGGCAUCCCUCUUGCCCAUAGGGAAAGUCAUGUAGGUUAUAGCUAAGAUUACCUUUCCCCAAACUAUCAGCUAGUGAAGAAAUGGGGCUUUGUUAUCAUUUAUCUCCCUUCUUUUUUUAGGGAGACAGCUGUUGCAUUUAAUUACAAAGGAAAGGGAAAGAAAGUGAGAAAGAUGUUGUUACCCUAGCCUUUUGCAUCUGACUUUAUCUCUAAGAGUUGAGAAACUUAUUAAUGCUGACAAUGAAGAAUUGAUCUUUCGGGCUUGAUUUUUUCCUCUUUAUUUGCACUUUAAUUAUGUUACUAGAGCUAACAGCUGUCCAAUAAAUUCCACUCACAGUCUCUUAAGACCAGUGGAAGGGCUACCAUUGAGGAUGCACCUUUUGUGGCAGUGAAUGUCAUCACGUUUUCUGUACCUCAAGGGCCAUUUCUGUAAAUAACUGCAUAACAAAACAUCAAAUAAGUACUAGCAGCUCAAUUUACAAUCUUUGAAGACCUUUCCAGGAGCAUCUUCAGUAAUUCUGAAUUAACUAGCACGAUGACAUUAUACCUGAGAAGGGUCAUUUACAGAUAUUCUAUUUUUCUUUAAAGAAAAAAAAAUUGCUUGUCCUUUAUAGUAUGAAAUAAGAGGCUAACGCAUCCUGAUGCAUGAUAAGAAGCAUGGCGUUCUUUGGAUCAUAAUAACACACAACUGUAUAGUUCAUUUAUCAAUUGUGCAUAAUAUAGAAUUUGAAAUUAACAACUGACAGCUGCAUACAAUACCACAAAGUCUGCAGUAGAGAAGGAAAAAAAAACAGAUUGCUCCUUUUUUGGCUAGAAACCUACUCUUGCUGCUUGCAAAAAUAAAAAAAUAAAAAAAGGAUAAAACUGAGCAUAUGAGAAUAUGAAAUAGAGGCUGGCAUAUCCUUGAGUUACUGGCUAAAUAAUGAUGGAAUGGGAGGACAGGCUGUAAGCUGUCAGUUCUGCCCUGCAGUGCCAGAGAGCCUCCAGCAGUGAGGGAAGGACUGACUGUGUGCCCAUCACAUUUUUCUCCCGAUUUCACAUCUACAUCUGAAUUGCAAAUUUGGACACAUUUUAGUUCUCUGUUCCAAAUGAAUCAGUAUCCAUACACAUCCUUUCUAACCAUGUUAAAUACAUAUUAUUACAGAAAAACAGGAAGCAGGAGUCUCUUAAGUGGUCAGUCCUAUUCUUUCCACCCUACAAAGCAGGUAAAAGGGAUGCAGUGAUUCAGUAGCUGCUUUCCAAAAGCUUUUUUACAUUGUAGCAUCUGCUGAAUCUGCACAGGCCAGGCUGGUGCCAUUGCUGACUACAUUCUCCCUUUCCAUGUUUGGCUCACGUCCACUAGCCGAGGGGUUCUUAGCCUUUUCUUGUGUCAUCGAUCCCCAUGACAGCCUGGUAGGGCCUAUGGAUCCCUCUCGGAAUCAUGUUUUUAAAUGCAUAAAAUACAAAGGAAAACAAUUACAAUGAAAUAGUUAUAAAAAUUAUUUUUAAAGUUCACAUACUGUGAAUUAGGAAUCCCUGUUCUGGUAAGAUGGGCAAGAGCUGUGUGAGGGAAUAAAUGGGGUGCAACAUCAUACUUACACAGUUAUGCACCUCAUGUGAUGUGCCCCACAUCUGAACAAGAGUGCUGUGAGUGCACUGAAAAGGAAAUGUGUCCUCAGACAGGUUCCUGAAGAUUUUCUUCUCCAUUUUGAAGCCAACUGAAAUAGAGGACAUAUAUAAUGAAUGCUUUAUAAUACCUUCAUUAAGUGACCAAACUGGGACCAUCUUGUUAUGUUCUUGUCAUAUUUCUGUGGCAUUUCUGAAACUUUGUAAGCUGUGAGAUAGAUUGACACUUAUAUCCCUUAAGCCCUUUGGAUAGACCAUCCCAUCAGGAUGUGGGACCACUUUUGGUUUCUGAUUGUAUGGACUGUCACUUCACUUCCAAAUAGAAGACAUUAAAAAAAAAUGUACAAAUAUUUUUGAUCCAAACUACAAAUGCCUAUAUAGGGAAAAUAUAUAUUACAUGGACAGAAAUCAAACUCUAGUCUCAUGCUUCCACCUAAAUACCCACAAUUGCCAUGAGAUUAUAUUUAAGGGAUACCUUUGGAUAUGAAAUAAGACAUCCAGUUUCACCACAGAGCCACAUCUCUUGCUAAAGCAGAUAUGUUCUUUGACAUAAAAAGGCAUGAAGUAGAGUACUGUCACCUUCCCUUAGUAUUUCAGUGAAAUAACUCAGUUUGGUUACUUAGAAUUGCUGGAGGACAAUUUUAUUCAGUCACCAUUCAACAAAGCAUCUGGUUGUUAUUUGGUGAAUUUCUGUAAAAUUGAAAGUUAUUAUUAAAAGAAAACUAAACUGUUCUAUUUUGAAUAAUUUGGAAUAGACAAAAUAUUAUCCAGUUUGGUUUUGUAUAGUGAACAUACUUAUCUCCUUUUCACAUAAAGCCGUCACUAAAUUAUAUAAAACAAAAUCUUGGCUGGAUAAGAUUUUAGAAAUUUUCAAAAUUCUGAGGAGUAAUUUCUUCUACUUUAUGAUAAACAGUUUUCAAAUAGGUUUCAUUUCUAAAUUGAUCAAAAUAAACGUACUCUUUACAAAAUAAAGGUUUUAUUUGAUUUUUAUCUGGCCUAAGUUGGCCUACUAUCACCAAAUAAAUCUCUUCUGUGAUUAUAAAGUGUAUUGUGUAUGUAUAUAUAUAUGUAUACACAUAUAAUAUGCAUAUAUGUAUGUGUCACAUAUGGGAUGUAUGUAUGCAUACAUAUAUAUCCAACCUCAGUAAUCUAAUCAUUUUUGCAACUCUAUCGAAAUAGGUUAUAAGGAUGGAGCGCUGUUGUAACCAAGCAGAAAAAACCUGGCUAAUGUCUAUAACAGGUAAAAACAAUGAGCAAAGUCAUGAAUUAUUCUUCUGUUUAGCCUUAAACAGGAAAACAACACACUAGUUACAUAAAAGUUGUUUUGAUGGCAAAUGUUACCAUAUGAAAUUAUUCAGUGUUGAAAUAUGUUUUUAAAAAAAUAGAAAUCUGUUACAGCUGAAGAGAAGAAUCCUGGCUGAUGUCCAUAACAGGGAAGAACAAUUAGCAAAGUCAUGAAUUAUCCUUCCAUCUAGACUCAAAUAAGAAGACAAAUUGCUGAAGUGACAGUUUAUGCUAUGAUUGUGAGUAUUAGCAUUUGAACAUAUUGGUUGAACCUUGCAUCCUGGUACGAAAUAAAACACUAAUUCAAACAUUCUUCAGUUCAGAAAUCAAUCACAGUUUCAUUUAUUAAAGGUCACCAAAGGCCUGUAACCAAAGCAGAGUGGAACUGAACAAGAAACCAGUUAUCUGGUUUUUUUCUUUUUUUAAAAGUAUAACCAGAUGGAUCAUUUAUGAAUGUUGUUUGUCCUUUCUGUCACCGUGUAGUAUGACAUAGCUGUCCAACCUCAAAGCAGGAAUUUGUCAUAUUUGAUCCUCUCAAGGAAAAUUAAUUAUAUUGAACUUUUAUAUGCACCAUUUGCAUUUUAUCAUUCUACCACCCUCCUUGGUCCCUUUUACAAUGGAUUUGAAUGUGUAGUUCAUUAGAUAAAAAAAAAGUUUGUGUCUCUUGGAAAGCACACUAUUAAUAUCCAGGCGCAUUAUGUCUCCUCUGACAUCUGAUAUAUACUUGACAUUUUGACAGAAGGUUUUUGCUUCGUGUACUAAGGCUUAUUGACUUAUGGGGUACAGACUGUGCCUAUAUGCAAAUUAAAUACCUAUUCUCGAAUGUAAACCUUCUCCUUUGUGUGUUCAUUUCAUUCUCCCCCUCUUGCCCUGUUAAAUUCCUACACAUCCUGGCCCCUACCCAUCUUUCUAGCCUUUGCUACUUCCCCCCAAGAUAGCUUCUAAUUCUCCUCACCACUGGCAAUGACCUUUCCCCUCUGACUUCAGAGAAUGCUCAGUUUUACACUUUUUAAGAGUGCUCAUCAUACAAUGUUGUAAACUAUAAUUAUUUGUUUGUAUCAUCCCUCUGUCAGACUGUAAGCCCCCUAAGGGCAGGCACUGUGUCCUCUUCUAAACUUUGUAUAUCCCCUGAUGACAUCUAGCACGGUUCUGUCCCCGCUGUAAGCACUUAAUAAAUAUUUAUAACA
Phascolarctos cinereus (koala) is the source of this 9277-nucleotide messenger RNA. NCBI's taxonomy places the organism in Eukaryota, Metazoa, Chordata, Mammalia, Diprotodontia, Phascolarctidae. The record is from RefSeq and is a predicted model, not a curated record.